Messenger RNA from Oncorhynchus mykiss (rainbow trout), 2108 nucleotides. RefSeq names its product pyroglutamyl-peptidase 1. Gene Ontology annotation, cellular component: cytosol. The record is from RefSeq and is a predicted model, not a curated record. Gene Ontology annotation, biological process: proteolysis. Gene Ontology annotation, molecular function: pyroglutamyl-peptidase activity. NCBI's taxonomy places the organism in Eukaryota, Metazoa, Chordata, Actinopteri, Salmoniformes, Salmonidae.
UAGAUGACUGCUUUGGAAGGACAGCAAAAUCGGAGACAGGAAAGCUGCGUUCCUUGUUAAAUGUAGAAUAACAAUCGAAAACAUUCUCUACAGAUACGAAGAAUAUGGACAAUAGUAAGCGGAAUGUUGUUGUAACAGGGUUUGAGCCAUUUGGAGCGCACACCAUUAAUGCCAGUUGGGUAGCAGUCCAGGAACUGAAAAAGCUGGGCUUGGGAAAGGACGUAGACCUGCAUGUGUAUGAGGUGCCUGUCGAGUACCAGGCAGUCCAGAGUUUGGUUCCGUCAUUAUGGAAGCAGUAUCAUCCCCAGUUAGUGGUCCAUGUUGGAGUCUCGGGUAUGGCCACCACCGUUACCUUGGAGAAAUGUGGCCGUAACCUUGGCUACAAGGGUCUCGACAACAGCCGCUUCUGUCCCCAUUCUCAGUGUUGCAUUGAGGGGGGUCCUGACUGCAUUGACUCUGUUAUUGACAUGGAAUCGGUCUGCAAGAGAGUGACAGCCUCUGGCCUAGGUGUAGCAGUGUCCGUCUCAAAAGAUGCUGGCAGAUACCUCUGUGACUUCACCUACUACACCUCUCUGUACCUGAGCCACGGGCGCUCAGCGUUCGUCCACGUGCCUCCCAUAGCAAAGCCUUAUAGUGGAGAGGACCUGGGUAGAGCCCUUCAAGCCAUCAUACAAGAGAUGCUGAACAUGCUAGACAGAGCCGAAGAGAAGAUCCACUGCCAGCACGUGCACUAAGUGACAUGCUAGACAGAGCCGAAGAGAAGAUCCACUGCCAGCACGUGCACUAAGUGACCUGCGAAAGCCAACUGCCUUUACCCCUUACACACAGGAGAUAUUAUGCAGUUAACCACAAAUACCCCAAUAACGUGCAAAUGAGGAAAUGGCAACGAAACGGACACUUCCAGUUGACUCAUUCCACAGACAUUUUUUCACGUUCUUCGUUGAUGUUGCCUCAAGCACUUUACCUGGCCCAGUAUUUUUUUUUUUUUAUCUUAGUGGUUAUGGAUAGAGGUGAGGUGAGUAAAAGCUGAUCCAGGUCUAGUGUUUAGGUGUAACUUGAGCUUUCUCCACAUCCGUGUUCUGGGGAAUUUAACUGGAAUUACUGGAAUUGACAGAAGGGAGCCACCUGCUUGCGUUAAGAGUGCUACUCUUUUUUAAUCUGUUUUCAUGGUUUCCUGGUUUUGGCUCUUUAUCCAUACUUUCACUGUAAUCUCAGAAACAGUGUAUGGAAAAUUCCUUUUCUACAUCAACUCACUGUACAAGUUCCACAUUAUUUAUUGGGGUCUUUCCUUUUUCCUUUCAGUUAUUUUAAGGGGAAUUUCUGACUUUGGUUGUUACUCAUCAUCUUGAAGAGUUGUUUUUCUUACCAGCUUUUUCAUUGAAGUCUGAGGCAUCCACUUGUUGGUACUACUUAAGUCAUGCUAGUACUUUCUGUAUUUAUGUAUAUUAUUUAAUGGUGUUAGCUUAAGGUGUUUAGCUAGAUUUAUAUGUUCUGAAUGUGCCUGAAACAUUUUCUGUAAAGCAUUAUUUAAAGAGAAAUUCACAUUGUUUUUGCAUAUUUCCCCCGUUCAUUAUCUGAACAUUUGUUUGUCGUUUUUUGUAUAAAAAAUGUUUUAAAAAACAAAAUUCAGAUAGUUACUUUUAAAUGCAAAAUGUUGCUCUUUUACAUUGAUAACGUAUUGUUUCUUGAGUCUUUUUAUUUAUCAGAAGUUGUACAUUUGCCUUCUUUUACUAAGGUAUCAAGAAAUGUGUUUUGACUGGUAGCUCUUUGGUAUUGUUUGACAGAUACGGCAUUAGUUCAAUGAACUUCAUCAGAUCAGUAUUGUCACCGGUUUAUUUCUCUAUUUGGUUAGGUCAGGGUGUGAUUUGGGUGGGCAUUCUAUGUUUUCUAUUUCUUUGUUUUUGGCCGAGUGGUUCCCAAUCAGAGGCAGCUGUCUAUCGUUGUCUCUGAUUGGGAAUCAUACUUAGGCAGCCUUUUUCCCACCUAUGUUGUGGGUAAUUAUUUAUUUUCUGUGAGUGUUUGUGUGCGCCACGGUUGCGUCAUGUUCGGUUUCUGUUUACCUGUUUUUUUUGUGAAAGUUUCACUUUAUUAAAAGAUGUGGAAUUACA